Argentina anserina (silverweed cinquefoil) is the source of this 834-nucleotide messenger RNA. RefSeq names its product thaumatin-like protein. Gene Ontology annotation, cellular component: extracellular region. The record is from RefSeq and is a predicted model, not a curated record. NCBI's taxonomy places the organism in Eukaryota, Viridiplantae, Streptophyta, Magnoliopsida, Rosales, Rosaceae. The transcript is spliced from 2 exons. Gene Ontology annotation, biological process: defense response. Bases 1 to 780 code for a protein of 259 amino acids.
AUGAAGCUGCAGGUGUUUGUUGCUUCGUUUUCCUUGGUUCUAACAUGGAGUUGCAUGUUAUUUGGACAUGGAGUAGCACAUACAGUUAACUUUUACAUACGCAACAAGUGCCCCUUCCCCAUAUGGCCUGCAACUGCUCCCAACAAUGGACAUCCGGUGAUAGCUGACGGCGGCUUCUCCCUCCCGGCUGGCCAAACUAAGUGCAUUAUUGUACCGGGGUCAUGGAGCGGUAGGAUUUGGGCUAGAACAGGAUGCAACUUUGCCUCAAAUUGGAGCCCUGCUUGUGAAACUGGAGACUGUGAUGGAAGACUGGCAUGCAAUGGACUAAUAGGCACUCCACCAGUGACAUUGGUGCAAAUUGCGCUUCAAGAUGACAAAGGCCUGCCAAAUUUCUAUGAUGUGAGCUUGGUCGAUGGAUACAAUCUUCCGAUUUCAGUCCUGUCGAGGCCUGUAGCAUCGAACUGUGGUAUUAGUGGGUGCUUGAAAGACUUGAAAGCUGUGUGUCCUGAAGAACUACAGGUCUUGAACAGCGAAGGAGAAGUGGUAGCUUGCAAAAGUGCCUGCCUGGCAUUUGAUAAGGACUCAUUUUGUUGCAGAAAUCGGUAUGGAACUCUAGAGAAAUGCAAGCCACGUGUGUACUCCAAGAUAUUCAAAGAUGCAUGUCCCUCCUAUUACAGCUAUGCUUAUGAUUCACCACCUCCAUUGGUGAACUGCAAGGCUAAUGAGUAUGUGAUCACCUUUUGUCCUUCAGGCUGGGGCGAUGAGCAUACUUCCAUAUAAACCAACUUCCCUCAUAUACGGUAAUACGGUAUACUUGAGUAUAGAUCACGUUAC